Balaenoptera musculus (blue whale) is the source of this 396-nucleotide messenger RNA. RefSeq names its product histone H2B type 1-C/E/F/G/I-like. The transcript has a single exon. The coding region runs from base 16 to 396 and encodes 126 amino acids. The record is from RefSeq and is a predicted model, not a curated record. NCBI's taxonomy places the organism in Eukaryota, Metazoa, Chordata, Mammalia, Artiodactyla, Balaenopteridae. Gene Ontology annotation, molecular function: DNA binding; structural constituent of chromatin; protein heterodimerization activity. Gene Ontology annotation, cellular component: nucleosome.
GGCUUUGGUUUUGCGAUGCCUGAACCAGCUAAGUCCGCUUCUGCUCCUAAGAAGGGCUCCAAAAAGGCAGUGGCUAAGGCUCAGAAAAAGGACGGCAAGAAGCGCAAGCGCAGUCGCAAGGAGAGCUAUUCCGUGUAUGUGUAUAAGGUGUUGAAGCAGGUUCAUCCGGAUACCGGUAUUUCUUCCAAGGCCAUGGGUAUCAUGAAUUCAUUUGUCAACGACAUUUUCGAGCGCAUCGCGGGCGAGGCGUCGCGUUUGGCGCAUUACAACAAACGCUCGACCAUCACGUCCAGGGAGAUCCAGACGGCCGUGCGCCUGUUGUUGCCCGGAGAGUUGGCCAAGCAUGCCGUGUCCGAGGGCACCAAGGCUGUUACCAAGUACACCAGCUCCAAAUAA